AUGUCCAUCGACGAUGACCUCAACAGUAUAAUUGGUGAUAAUCUUUUUGAGAAAUAUCGUCGUCGUGAUUUGAGAAAUGGAUUGGCUUCGCGAAUCGGACGCGAUGCCAGUGAAUCUAGAGAGGCUUCCAGAAGAGAUUUAGACCCCCGUUCAUAUUCAAAAUCAGCCCGGCUAUAUAACGAUGAAGACAUCAACAGCUCUAUUGCAAAGCCGAAAAAAAGACUUCGCAUUACGCAAAUUCCAUUAGACGUUUCCGACUUUGUGGUGGAAGAUUUGGUAAAAGAAGUAGCCGCACCGAUCUACGCAAACUUUUAUGACCAUCCUGAAAGCCGGACAGGGAUUUUUGAGUUUGAAGAUCCAACUCAAUUGGAAGAGGUGGCUAAAGCCUUUGCCGACAGGGAAAUAAAUGGUUCGAAAGUUUCUGUAGAAAUCUACGAGCUUAAAAGUCGUCAAAACCGUCGUGUGCAGAAGAAAGGCCACGGGGGAAAACGUGGCGAGCGUGGUGGUCGCAGAGGACCAACCGAAAAGCCAACCGCGGAGCAAUUAGACAACGAGCUUGAUGCCUAUAUGAGAGACUGA
This is a messenger RNA of Lachancea lanzarotensis, 579 nucleotides long. RefSeq names its product LALA0S06e00298g1_1 (gene YRA2). Gene Ontology annotation, molecular function: nucleic acid binding. Lineage: Eukaryota; Fungi; Ascomycota; Saccharomycetes; Saccharomycetales; Saccharomycetaceae. The record is from RefSeq and is a predicted model, not a curated record. The coding region runs from base 1 to 579 and encodes 192 amino acids. The transcript has 2 exons.